AUGGGAAUGUCCGUCUCCAUGACCCUGCUGCAUGUGCUGGGGGCGAUUGCUGGCGUUGUAUCUCAUCAGUGCUAUUUUCGACGCGGGGAACACCACCUGUACCCUUUUACGUAUGUGCGAUGGUACGCAUUCAUCAUUACCUCGACCACGGUGGUUAUGCGUUUCGUCGGGGGUGUCUCUCUCUACGACUCAGCGAAGGCCACGGGAGGAUGGACCGUUACCUACUUUGUGGGCCUCUACAUCUCGCUGCUUCUCUAUCGCGUCCAGUUCCACCCUCUUCAUGGGUUUCCUGGUCCGUACGGCGCAAGGAUCUCGGGCCUGUGGUUCUCAAUGGGCCUGCGAGAUCGACCGGGGUUUCAGAAACUCCAGGACCUUCACAACCAAUACGGACCUAUUGUGCGUGUUGGGCCCUCGGAGCUCUCCAUCGUCUAUCCAGAGGCAGUCGGAAUCAUCUACGGACACCAAUCGCGCUGUUCUAAGAGCACCUUCUAUGACAAUGGGCAUCCGAUGAGAUCGCUGCACUCGUAUCGACACCGAGCAGACCACGACCAACGCCGCCGCACCUGGAGCACUGGGUUUGGCGAUCGGGCCCUCAGAGGGUACGAGACCCGCGUCCGUGAGUAUCGCCAGAAGCUGUUUACGCGGCUGAACGAUGCCGUCGGCCUGACGGUCAAUAUCAGCGACUGGUUCAACUUCUACAGCUACGAUGUCAUGGGCGAUUUAGCCUUUGGCCGCAGCUUUAACAUGCUCGACACCCAUAGUAACCAUUGGGCUAUCCAGGUACUCCUGGACGGCAUUGUGCUCUAUAAAUACUACGUGCCGUCCUGGGUCCUCCGGUGCUUCGUCACUCUGCCUUCUCUCUCCAAGAACUGGCAUAGGUUCGUUGAAUUUACCACACAGAAGUUGGUACACCGGAUGAAUGAUAAGGUGGAGAUACCGGACAUUUGCGCAUCGUUACUGGCCCCGUUGAAUGGCCGCAGCCCUACUACCGACGAACUCAACCUAUUGAUGGGCGACUCCAUGUUAGUCGUUACAGCUGGCAGUGAUACCACGGCAACAGCCCUCACGAGUGUCGUGUACGAGCUGGCCCGGCAUCCAGAAGAAGUGGACGUGCUCCGGGCUGAGCUUCUGGCAAUCGACGCCGAUGCGAAUGGCGAGUACCUACACGACGAAAUUUCCAAGCUGCCUCACCUGAACGGGUUCAUCAACGAGACCCUUCGGCUGCAUCCGCCGGUUCCAUCGAUCAUCCCACGUAAAACCCCCGCGGACGGAAUCCAUGUUAACGGCAAGCACAUUCCGGGAGGCAUGACCGUAUUCUGCCCCCAGUGGGUCAUUGGACGCUCGGACGCAGCAUUCAUGGCGCCACUGUCCUUCAACCCCGAGCGCUGGUACAAGUACCCAGACUUGAUAAAAGAUCGAUCGGCGUAUGCCCCCUUCUUGACCGGCCCAUACAGCUGCAUUGGAAAACCACUUGCCCUGAUGAAUAUCCGCACGACCAUAGCUCGCCUCAUUACGACCUUUGACAUCCGCUUCCCCGCGGGCGAGGAUGGCACACGCUUGAUGGAGAAUAUAGAGGACCACUUCUCGAUGGGCAUCGAGAGGAUGCCCGUCGUGCUCACCAAGCGCCGUGGGUAG
Aspergillus puulaauensis is the source of this 1635-nucleotide messenger RNA. RefSeq names its product cytochrome P450 monooxygenase ftmC (gene ftmC). The transcript is spliced from 5 exons. Lineage: Eukaryota; Fungi; Ascomycota; Eurotiomycetes; Eurotiales; Aspergillaceae. Gene Ontology annotation, molecular function: iron ion binding; oxidoreductase activity, acting on paired donors, with incorporation or reduction of molecular oxygen; heme binding. The record is from RefSeq and is a predicted model, not a curated record. The coding region runs from base 1 to 1635 and encodes 544 amino acids.